AUGCCCAAGAGAGCUGCCGAAGACCAGAAACACCCCGCCGAGACCUCGUCGGAAGACGAAUACGACGAGUCCUACCUCGAAGAGGACUCCUACGCUCCCGACUCUCCUGACGAUCCGACCAUGGAGGACGACGAGGAGGUCCCUGAUACCAUCGAUGUGGACUUUGAGUACUUUGAUUUCAACAAGGACAUUGACUACCACGCCAUUGGAAAUCUGCUGCGACAAUUGUUGGAUUCUGACUCAACCUCGUUCAACCUCUCUGAGCUCUCCGAUAUGAUCCUUGAGCAGGAGUCUUGCGGAACCACAAUUAAGACCGACGGAAAGGAGUCCGAUCCCUUCGCCAUCCUCACAGUCAUCAACAUGUCCAAACACAAGGACAACAAGAAGGGAGUUAUUGCUGCUCUCAUUGACUACUUCGUCGCUCGAACACAGGACCUUCCCGAGCUACACAAGCAGAUGCGAAAGUUGCUGGGCCCCUCUUCCACCUCCAAGGUUGGUCUCAUCAUCUCUGAGCGACUCAUCAACAUGCCUGUCCAGGUCGUUCCUCCCAUGUACAAGAUGCUUCUUGAUGAGACUAAGGAUCAGGACUUUGAUUACUUCCUGGUGCUCUCGAAGACUUUCACCGAGGCCGAGACCUCUGUGGACGAGGAGGACGAGCGGCCCUCUAAGAAGAACAAGAAGGGCCCCGGAUACAAGCCCGAGACCUACUACUUCCAUCCCGAGGAUGAGGUUAUUCAGGAGAAGAGUACACAGUACGGCUCCUACGCAUUUAAGAAGGCUUCCCAAGAGGCUGACUCCAAGCGAGCCUUCCAGGAGUAUGGUAUCUUCCCUCAGGGUCACUUGAUGCUUUUCAAGGCCAAGGAUCUGGAGGCCAUUGUGGCCAAGAUGGAGGUUGAGUUUGCCCCUUAA
Messenger RNA from Yarrowia lipolytica CLIB122, 909 nucleotides. RefSeq lists its product as uncharacterized. Gene Ontology annotation, cellular component: nucleus. The record is from RefSeq and is a predicted model, not a curated record. NCBI's taxonomy places the organism in Eukaryota, Fungi, Ascomycota, Dipodascomycetes, Dipodascales.